Molecule: messenger RNA, 3822 nt
Organism: Vigna radiata var. radiata (mung bean)
Lineage: Eukaryota; Viridiplantae; Streptophyta; Magnoliopsida; Fabales; Fabaceae
Exons: 5
Coding region: 329-2977 (882 amino acids)
Biological process (GO): P-body assembly; deadenylation-dependent decapping of nuclear-transcribed mRNA
Cellular component (GO): P-body
Molecular function (GO): RNA binding
Source: RefSeq, a predicted model, not a curated record
UCAAUAAUAUCUCGUUUGUAGGGUUCCUCUCUGGCUUUGUCUCUCUCCUCUCUUUGUCUCUCUUUCUUCUGUUUUCUCUUUGAUCCAAAUCCCAACACCUUUUUUUUUUUCUUCUCCUUUUCCAUGUGCUCAAUUAUCAGCACAGAUCUUCUUCUCCCCCUUUUCCUUCGUUCAAACGUUCUCAAGAACUCUCAAGAAUCAUAAGAAGGAGAAGGGGUUUCAAGAUUGAACAACCCUUUUCGCAUUGGGUCCUCUAAUUCUCAUUUCUCUAUAAAUCUUCGAUCUUUCGCGGGUUUCUCUGCCUGGGGUUUCUUCUUUCUUCGUCUUUAUGGUGGAUAUGGAUGGGUUUGGAGCUGGGGGUGGCGUUGAUGGUGCUCCCAACACAGAGAAUCUUAGAGAAUUGGGGAAUGUUACCUCAGAAGGUGCAGUUUUUGAUGCAUCGCAAUAUGCAUUCUUCGGGAAAGAAGUCGAGUUGGGAGGGUUAGAAGAUGAUGACCGUUUGCCUACUCUUGAUUCUAAUGAAGAGGAGUUCUUUUUCAAUAGAGAAGAUGCCGAUGAUGUGAGAUCUCUUUCUGAUAUUGAUGAUCUUACUACCACUUUUUUGAAGUUGAACAAGUUCGUCAGUGGACCAAGAAGCGCAGGAGUUAUUGGUGAACGCGGAUCAAGAGAAAAUUCAACAUCUGAAUGGUCACAAAGGGAAGAUAGUAUUAACUGGUUUGAUCAGAAUCCUUAUGAUAGUGAAGGUUCUACAGAUAGCAAAAGAUGGUCAUCACAGCCCCAUUCUUCCCUAGCCCAUUUACAUGAUUCAAAGCCCUUGUACAGAACAUCAUCAUAUCCCGAGCAGCAAAGGCAGGAACAACACUACCACCUCCAACAUUGCUCUAGUGAACCAGUUCCAAACUGGCUUGAUCAGCACAUUUAUGAUUCAGAAACUGCUCAUGAUCAUGAUGGCAAACGAUGGUCAUCACAGCCACAUUCCUCCAUUCCACAUUUACCAGAAUCAAAGCCUUUGUACAGAACAUCUUCAUAUCCUGACAAGCAACAGGAGCUUCCUCGUUUUUCUAGUGAACCAAUUUUGGUACCAAAGUCUUCUUUUACUUCUUAUCCUCCCCCCGGUGGUCUAUCCCAGCACGCUUCUCCCAGCCAUAGUACAGGACACUUAAACAGUCCUUAUCAUAGUGCAGCAGCUCAGAUGGCUUUAUCAUCUCAGAAUCGUUCUCAUUUCUCCAAUUCUGCACUGCAGUCGGGUGCUUUAAAUCUUGGGUCACAUUUUGGUGGAAACACACGCCAAUUUCCUACUGGUUCCCAUCUUAAUCAGCGAUUACAGAAUCAAUUGGUCAACCAGGCAGGGUUGUACCCUGGAGAUCACUCAAGUCUCCUUAAUAAUAUGUUACAACAACAAUUUCACCUUCAUAAUGGAUCAGUAUCUCCUCACUUGAUGACUCAAUUACAACAACAGCAGCAUAGACUGCGUCAUCCUGUGCAGCGUUCUGCUGGCUACUUAUCAGGCUACCAGUCUCAUCUAUUCAAUGCCCACCUUUCCUCUGGCUCAUCUGCAAUUAACAAAUAUGACCAUGUGCUUGGUCUUGCUGAUGGUAGAGAUCAUAGGCCAAAAUCAACUCAUAAAGGUAAACACGGUCUUCGACAUUCCCAACAUGGUUCUGAUGCCAUUCAAAAGAGUGAUAGUGGUUCAUUUCAGUUCCGGUCCAAGUAUAUGACAAGUGAUGAAAUUGAAAGCAUUCUUAGAAUGCAACAUGCUGUGACACAUAGUAAUGACCCGUAUGUAGAUGACUACUACCACCAAGCUUGUCUAGCAAAAAAGUCUUCUGUGGCCAAGUUAAAACAUCCAUUUUGCCCAACCCAGAUAAGGGAAAUUCCUCCACGAACCCGUGCUAAUGCUGAACCACAUGCAUUUGUGCAGGUUGAUGCCCUAGGGAGAGUUUCAUUUUCAUCUAUUCGUCGGCCUCGCCCUCUUCUUGAGGUUGAUCCUCCAAACACUUCCAUAAGCUCUGAUCAAAAUAUUUCAGAGAAGCCUCUUGAGCAGGAACCUAGGUUUGCUGCCAGAGUUGCAAUUGAGGAUGGUCUUUGCCUUCUUCUGGAUGUGGAUGAUAUUGAUCGUUACCUACAGUACAAUCAGCUACAGGAUGGUGGAACACAAUUAAGACGAAGAAGGCAAGUCCUGUUAGAAGGACUUGCAACUUCACUUCAACUUGUUGACCCACUGGGAAAGAAUGGACACAAAGUUGGACUUGCUGCCAAGGAUGACCUUGUUUUCUUACGGUUGGUAUCUCUUCCCAAGGGACGCAAGCUCCUUGCAAAGUAUCUUAAGUUGCUUCCUCCUGGCAGUGAGCUUACGAGGAUAGUCUGCAUGACAGUCUUUCGUCAUUUGAGAUUCUUAUUUGGUGGUCUUCCCUCAGAUCUGUCAGCUUCAGAGACUACAAAUAAUCUGGCCAAGGUGGUUUGCCAAUGUGUACGAGGAAUGGAUCUUGGUGCUCUUAGUGCCUGUCUUGCUGCAGUUGUUUGUUCUGCAGAGCAGCCUCCUCUACGUCCCAUUGGAAGCACCUCUGGAGAUGGUGCUUCCCUUAUUUUAAUAGCUGUUCUUGAGAGGGCUACUGAACUUCUGACUGAUCCACAUGCUGCCUGCAACUACAACAUGGGUAAUCGUUCAUUUUGGCAGGCCUCAUUUGAUGAAUUCUUUGGCCUUCUCACCAAGUAUUGCAUGAAUAAAUAUCAUAGUAUCAUGCAAUCCAUGCUCAUACAAAGUACCUCGAAUAUGGAUGAUGUCGGACCAGAUGCUGCCAAAGCUAUUAGUAGAGAAAUGCCUGUUGAACUCUUGCGUGCUAGUCUUCCUCACACCGAUGAGCGUCAGAGGAAGUUAUUACUAGAUUUUGCUCAACACUCCAUUCCUGUGGUUGGAUUUAACAGCAACACUGGGGGUAAUGGAGGUCAUGUGAAUUCAGAAACAGUGUUAAGUUGAUAGAUAAAAUACAUGAGAAGUUCACCUCCUGAUACUGGUUUUCAGGUUAAUGAUCUUACCAAUGUUGUAAGGACAACCCUGCAUCUGUUCAAGUACUUCUGGAGCAAUCUUAAACGUGGAAAGUGUGAUGCAUCUAUGAUUGAGGCGCUGCCUCACCCUUAGUUGUCUGCUUUUCAUAAUGUGAAGCUUUGUGAUAAAUUUGCAAUCAGGUCCUUUAUGAUGGACUAGGCUUGAUCUGUUCCUCUUGUCUUUUCUUUUUCUCUUGACAGAGGAGCUUAUAUAAUUGUUACUAUGUGUGGCUGGUAGGGACACAGUAGUUGUUAGCAUGUACAGGUUUAGGUACAUAUUUGGUUCCCAUGUUUCCUGUUAUAGAUAGAAGGUUGGGAAUGGAUGACGUGUGAUAGAAUCAUUCUACUGAAAACAAAACCAUAAGGGCCAUUGAGGGGGUGCAAAUUUCACCGAGACACAGACACAGGUUGACCAGUUGGCAUGCUGAAAACCAUGGUGAAGAAUAAGUCAUGUUGAACUUGUUGCAUAUUUAUAUUUUUCACUUCAGUUGUCAAUUUGUAGAUAUGUGUUCUUAUGUAUUUCCUAACUUGAGAAUAUCUAAUUUCCUUUUUCUUACUCUGUCUUUGGCAUUAUAUUUUUUUGGAAAUUUUCUGAUGGUCAUUGCUCACAUGCUCCUUUUCCUAUCUGGAAAUAUAUGGAGGAAAAUGAAAUUGAAGUGGCCACUUUGAUGAUGGAUUGACUUGGAAGGAUUAUGGAAUAUUUGUUUCUAACUUUUCAUUUUAUGUUAUGGUGUAAUUAACUUUGUAGUCUUUACAACAUAGUUUUUUUAUUUACAU